AGUGUACUCCGCCGUGAAUCGGAUUCUCUGACUCUGUGAAUGGAUCGGAUCCAUUUACUUUUAGUAAUAUUUUUUUUAUUUAUAAUUUUCUUUUUUCAUAGAAAGUUCGCUAUCCUCCUCUCUGCAUGCAAUUCAAUCUGUGUGAUUAGGCGGCUCAAUUCGAGAAGCUUCCGCUUCAAUUACUGAACUCUCCCAACCAUCCACUGAGUUUGGAGUGUUUGGUGUGUAGAGUGAUCUGGAUAUGCUGCCUUUGAUCCUCACCGACGAGAGGGUACGCAAAGCUUGCGAGACAACAAGAGAACUCAAAAUCCCCGAUGAGAAGACACUCUCGGUGCUUAAGAAGCUACUCCAAGAGAACGGUGAGAACUGGACUCUCAUCAAACUUGAUAACUACACCGCAUUGAUCGACGCUAUCUACUCUCUCGACGAAGAAGAAGAAGAAGAAGAAGAAGAAGAGGAUAAGAAAAAAAAGGAAACUUCAUCAAACAGCACUAGAGGGAAGCAUGUCUUUGACUCUCCUCCUAGUGGUGCUCUGAAGAAGCAAAGAGAAAGUUCAUCUAACAGAGGGAAGAAUGUUGUUGUGGGCACUGAGUGCUCUCCUGCUACUCUGAAAAGAAAAUAUGAGACCCGUUCUGCAACCUCAGGCUCAUCCUCCGAGGAAGCUCAGAAGCAGCAACAGACCAGCAAUGGUGUUGUUCGCAAGAAGAAGUAUAAAACCAUUAUUCGUGACAUCACGAAAGGUUCGGAGAGCGUUGAGAUAUCUCUGGUUGAUGAGGUUGGGACUGAGCAGGUCCCCAAGUUUACUUACAUCCCUCACAACAUCGUGUACCAAAGUGCUUACUUGCAUGUCUCUCUGGCUCGGAUUUCUGAUGAUGAUUGUUGCGCGAGCUGUAAGGGGGACUGUCUUUCGGCUGAUUUUCCGUGUGCGUGUGCUCGUGAAACCAGCGGAGAGUAUGCGUAUAGUAAAGAAGGGUUGUUAAAGGAGGAGUUUUUGGAUACUUGUCUUAAGAUGAAAAAGGCGCCUGAUAGCUUCAGUAAGUUUUACUGCCAAGACUGCCCUUUGGAGAGAGGUGAUGGAAAGUGUGAAGGGCAUUUGAUCAGGAAGUUUAUUAAGGAGUGCUGGAGGAAGUGUGGGUGUGAUAUGAUGUGUGGGAAUCGAGUGGUGCAGAGAGGGAUAAGGUGCCAGUUGCAGGUUUACUUUACUCAAGAAGGGAAAGGAUGGGGUAUUAGAACACUGCAAGACUUGCCGAAAGGAACAUUUGUCUGUGAAUACAUUGGUGAAAUAUUGACCAAUACGGAGUUGUACGAGCGGAAUAUAAGGUCUACUAGUGAACGGCAUACAUAUCCUGUAACUCUGGAUGCAGACUGGGGUUCUGAAAAGGAUUUGAAAGAUGAAGAAGCUCUCUGUCUGGAUGCCACAAUCUGUGGGAAUGUCGCUAGGUUUGUCAAUCACAGAUGUGAGGAUGCAAACUUGAUUGAUAUUCCGGUACAAAUAGAGACUCCUGACAGACAUUAUUACCAUAUUGCCUUUUUUACCAUUCGAGACGUGAAGGCCAUGGAUGAACUGACAUGGGAUUACUUGAUAGAUUUCCAUGAUGAAAGCCAUCCCGUGAAGGCAUUUAGAUGUUGCUGCGGAAGCGAAUUAUGCAGAGACAAAAAGCCAAAAGGAUCUGGAGGCAAGUCAGGAGAAAGAAGAAAGGCUGUUCCUGCUAAAAAACAAGCAGGUUCCAAAGCGAUGGCAUUAAAACGAAAAUGAGGCUCGAACAUCAGAGUAAAA
Molecule: messenger RNA, 1777 nt
Organism: Brassica oleracea var. oleracea
Lineage: Eukaryota; Viridiplantae; Streptophyta; Magnoliopsida; Brassicales; Brassicaceae
Product: histone-lysine N-methyltransferase SUVR4
Exons: 8
Coding region: 242-1756 (504 amino acids)
Cellular component (GO): nucleus
Molecular function (GO): histone methyltransferase activity; protein binding; zinc ion binding
Source: RefSeq, a predicted model, not a curated record